Phaedon cochleariae (mustard beetle) is the source of this 1512-nucleotide messenger RNA. NCBI's taxonomy places the organism in Eukaryota, Metazoa, Arthropoda, Insecta, Coleoptera, Chrysomelidae. The record is from the annotation of a GenBank genome assembly.
CGUUUCGUGCGUUUCGUGUCACUUGUGCUCUUGCAUUAUGUAAUGAGUGUGACAAAGAGAGAAAUAUUAUAUAAUGAUAAAAUAUACAGAAUGUCUCGUUGUGUCUGUUGAAGGGUGCUGUUGCUGGUCUGUGAAUUUGUGUACGAGAAUCUGAUAUUUUUUUUGUAAAAUAUCUUCAAAAUGGCUUGCACAAAUCCCAAAAAAGUGUGCAUCGUUGGCAGUGGAAACUGGGGCUCAGCCAUUGCAAAAAUUGUGGGUAACAAUGCAGCCCAACUCAAAAAUUUGGACGACAGAGUCACCAUGUAUGUUUAUGAAGAAAUAGUUGAUGGAAAAAAGCUCACUGAAAUCAUCAACGAAACUCACGAGAAUGUAAAAUAUUUGCCAGGGCACAAGUUGCCUCCCAAUGUGGUUGCUGUGCCAGAUGUUGUUGAAGCAGCCAAAGAUGCAGAUAUUCUAAUAUUUGUUGUCCCACAUCAAUUCAUUAGAACGUUGUGCUCAACUCUUUUAGGAAAAAUCAAGCCAAAUGCAAUUGCUUUGUCCUUGAUCAAGGGCUUCGAUCGUGCCGAGGGUGGAGGCAUAGACCUCAUAUCGCACAUCAUCACCCGACACCUGCAGAUCCCCUGCAGCGUUCUGAUGGGCGCGAAUCUGGCCGGCGAGGUGGCCGACGAGAAGUUUUGCGAGACGACGAUCGGCUGCAAGGACAUCUUGGCGGGGCCGCUGCUUCGUGACGUCAUCCAGACGAGCUACUUCAGGGUGGUGGUAGUGGACGAUGAGGACACCGUGGAAGUUUGCGGAGCCCUCAAGAACAUCGUGGCGUGCGGUGCGGGAUUCGUGGACGGUCUCGGUCUAGGAGACAACACCAAAGCGGCCGUGAUCCGAUUGGGGCUCAUGGAGAUGGUCAAGUUCGUGGAUGUGUUCUAUCCCGGUGGCAAGUUGUCUACGUUCUUCGAGAGCUGCGGUGUUGCAGAUCUGAUCACCACUUGCUACGGGGGAAGGAACAGGAAGGUGAGCGAGGCGUUCGUUAAGACUGGAAAAUCCAUCAAAGAAUUGGAAGACGAGAUGUUGAACGGACAAAAGCUGCAAGGGCCUUACACCGCUGAAGAAGUGAAUUACAUGUUGAAGAACAAGGGCAUGGAAGACAAAUUUCCAUUGUUUACUGCUAUCCACAAAAUCUGCACUGGUCUAUUGAAACCCAGCGACUUCAUCGACUGUAUCAGAAAUCAUCCUGAGCACAUGGAUACAAAAUCAUACGACUACCAAUCAAGCCAGAAAAGUUAUCAUCGUUCCUCUAGCAAACUGUAACAAAAUGCCCAUUACUAAUAACUCACUAAUACUAACAUUUUCAUUUUGGGGAUUAUUAAUAUAUUUUGGGUGAGACAAAGUGUCAACUAGUCUUUUUGACAACAGAAGAUAUUAUUUAUGAUUCUAUAGUCUUGUAUAUUUUUUAUGGUUUUGUAGAAUAAAAUUAAUGUUUAUUGUCAUUUUUAUUUGAUUAAUUAUCUAUUGAUUUGC